Molecule: messenger RNA, 975 nt
Organism: Chaetomium strumarium
Lineage: Eukaryota; Fungi; Ascomycota; Sordariomycetes; Sordariales; Chaetomiaceae
Exons: 5
Coding region: 1-975 (324 amino acids)
Source: RefSeq, a predicted model, not a curated record
AUGUCGGGAAAGCAGUUGAGAGAAAGCCUAUUCCUGGCUGAAAACAUUGCCCUUCUUUCUCUGCUCAGCGCAGCUCCUACCGCUCCCCAUCUGAAUCCGGUCGAUGACCAGCUCACACAUGAGGUCCACGUCACCAACACCAUUGCAUAUAUCUCUGGGAUAUCCGAUGACCCUUCCCAUGUCGUGGCCGCUUGUGUCGAGGGGCUGGCAAGCGGAAGCGGAAUUCGGGUCGUCGUUGCCAUCAACAAGGAGCGCCAGGCCUCGAAUAAAGAGGUCCUAGCACGCAUCAAGAAGGGGCUUGACCAGAUCUUCGGCCAUCUCGCUCGAGUCAACAGGGAGCAGAAUUCAGACACGGAAGACAUGGUCGUCGACGCUAUAGUGAGGAUGUGCAAGGAUCGCAUAUUCAGCCGCAUCAAGUCAAGGAGACCGGAUGCAAAGUACAGCAAGGGGAAGAGCAAGGCAUUCUUAGGCUCGCUGCUUCAGCAAGUCAUUGAUGCUCAAGGAAAUAAAGAGGCAGCAGACGAGCUGAAGCACCAGGCCAAGAAGGCACGGAGUGCGGCGAAACAGGCGGCAGAGUUGGUAGAACAACAGCAACAACAUGCCUCGUCGGCCGGGAGCCCGUCAGCAGCUGGGGAGGCGGAGCACGAACCGGCAUCAAAACCUGGACGGGUGCUAGAACCAAGACCAGAACUGGAACCCGAGCCCGAGCCUGAUCCCGUACCGGUAGCGGCCAUCACUACCAAAAGAAAGUUCAUCAGCACGCUGGCCACACCCCGCUCGCGCUUUGCUGAAGUUCAUAUCCACUGGCUUCCACGACGCCGCGCUGCCGCCUUCUACACUGCUCGCCCGAGGGGUUUUGUAGAGCUUGAGGCCGUGCGCAGCGAUGUCGAUUUUGAUUCUGGGAGUUCCGAGUGCGUGUAUGUUGCGUAUGCCGGUGAGGUUGUGAUGGUGGAUUUUGUGAGAGGUAUCAUGUAG